UUCAUCACUGAUACUUUGGGACUAGAGAGAGAGAAAGAGGAGGAGGAGGAAGAAGAAGAAGAGGGCCAAAAACAUGGAGGGGAAGGAGGAAGAUGUGAGACUUGGAGCCAACAAGUUCUCUGAGAGACAGCCGAUAGGGACGGCAGCACAGUGCCAGGACAAGGACUAUACGGAGCCGCCGGCUGCUCCGCUGUUCGAGCCGGAGGAAAUCAAGUCGUGGUCUUUCUGGAGGGCGGGGAUAGCAGAGUUCAUGGCCACUUUCCUCUUCCUCUACAUCACCAUCCUUACAGUCAUGGGAGUGAAUAGGUCUUCCAAAAAUCUGUGCGCCACCGUUGGCAUCCAGGGCAUCGCUUGGGCCUUCGGUGGUAUGAUCUUCGCCCUCGUCUACUGCACCGCCGGUAUCUCUGGUGGACACAUAAACCCUGCUGUGACCUUCGGGAUGCUACUGGCGAGGAAGCUGUCCCUGACGAGGGCGCUCUUCUACAUGGUGAUGCAGUGCCUGGGAGCCAUCUGCGGCGCUGGCGUCGUCAAGGGCUACCAGAGGACAUUCUACGAGACCAACGGCGGAGGUGCCAACGUUGUCAACCCUGGGUACACCAAGGGAGACGGCCUCGGCGCGGAGAUUGUCGGCACCUUCGUCCUCGUUUACACAGUCUUCUCCGCCACCGAUGCUAAGAGAAGCGCCAGGGACUCGCAUGUCCCCAUCUUGGCUCCCCUGCCCAUUGGGUUUGCUGUCUUCCUUGUGCACUUGGCCACCAUCCCCAUCACUGGAACCGGCAUCAACCCGGCUAGGAGUCUAGGAGCUGCAAUCAUCUACAACAAGGCUCACGCUUGGCAUGACCAUUGGAUUUUCUGGGUAGGUCCCUUCGUUGGAGCUGGACUUGCUGCCCUGUACCACCAGAUCGUGAUAAGGGCUAUUCCUUUCAAAUCUAGGCCAUGAGCUGAGCUGCACGCAUCUCUGAUUUGCUCAUUUCUAUGCCUCUGUCAUUGUAAAUCGCGAUGUGUACUGUUUUAUUUUGGCUUUAUCUGCUUUGCCUCUUGGUUCUAGAACCUCCCGAGUUCCCCCUUCCAACCAAAAUGUAUUGGCAUUUGUAUUUGUAUUUGUACAUCUACGGCUUUAUCGUGUCUCUGUACGUGGACUGUGUGUGUUUCGCAUUAAAGAUGGAUGGUUGGCCACCAACUACUGCAGUCAUUUCUGCUCGAGGACUUGAAAAAGGGGCAAAAUCGUUGAACGAAGGUUUUAUCUAUCUUUUCUUUUUGUUUUCUUUUAA
This is a messenger RNA of Nymphaea colorata (pocket water lily), 1271 nucleotides long. RefSeq names its product aquaporin PIP1-2. The coding region runs from base 74 to 940 and encodes 288 amino acids. Gene Ontology annotation, biological process: transmembrane transport; response to water deprivation. The record is from RefSeq and is a predicted model, not a curated record. The transcript has 4 exons. Gene Ontology annotation, molecular function: water channel activity. Gene Ontology annotation, cellular component: vacuole; plasma membrane; plasmodesma. Lineage: Eukaryota; Viridiplantae; Streptophyta; Magnoliopsida; Nymphaeales; Nymphaeaceae.